AGAAAGUGUUUCCUGGAAGAGAAGUGCAAGAUAAUUUCACAGGAAGAUCAUCAACUUGCUUUGAACCGGAAGCUCUGCUUUUGAUCCUUGCCAGGAGAAUACCUUGGAAUCCCAAGGUUUUCUGCACAGCAUAAAGGAGCAACUUCAGAGCAGUGUAUUCAGAUCCUCCUCCCCCACCCCCCGCCAGCGUGUCUAUUGAAAAGUCUGGGAAUAAGAUCAGAUUUUGUUUCUCCCGUUGUCUUUUCUCUCCCCGUCCCCUCUACCCCACCCCAGGCCCUGCCUUCUGGAAGAAACAAACACCGAAGUCUUCCUGGAAUAUUGCGAUAACUUUGCGGACCUUUUUCAGCCCUGCAAGCAAUUUGGUGAAAAGAUGAGCGGAAGGAGGAUCAAUAUGUUUGUAACUGCCACCUUGUAUCUUCUCUCCCAAUUUGUCCUUUGCGAUGGGACCGGAGCUUCUGAGAAUGAGGAAUAUGCAGAGAUUAUUGGUCUCAGUUCAUCCCCACUCAUACUAGGCAUGUCAAUCUGUGCCUUGAAAGCUGAUCCUGGUCCCUGCAAAGCCCUGCACACCCGCUAUCAUUUCGACAUCCAUACUCGUCGCUGUGAACUUUUCAACUAUGGUGGAUGUCAAGGCAAUGAAAACAACUUUUUAACCCUAGACGAAUGUCAAGAAACCUGUAUCGUAAAAGAUGUGCCAGAGAAGACAAAGAAAUUAAGACUUAAGAAUGAAAAACCUUCCUUCUGCCUUUUGGAAAAUGACCCUGGUAUUUGCCGAGGAUUACUUUCCAGGUAUUUCUACAACAAAGAGUCACAGCAGUGUGAAAAAUUCCAAUAUGGAGGUUGCCUGGGAAACCAAAACAACUUUAAAUCUUUGCAAGAAUGCCAAAAUACCUGCCAUGACAGGGUCCCCUCAGCCAAUUCCCUAAAAAUAGAUGAUGACCACUUGGUUUUUAGUACUAUUAGUAAUAAUAGUGCUCCACUUAUAAAGCAAGAGUUAUCCCUGCUCCCUUCUCUUUGUGUGAUGCCCAUGGACAGAGGACUUUGCAAAGCAAAUGAGAAACGAUUCUUCUAUAAUCUAACUAUUGGAAGAUGUCGUCCAUUCAGCUACACUGGAUGUGGUGGGAAUGAAAAUAAUUUUACUUCUAGGAAGGCAUGUGUGAAGAUGUGUAAGAAAGGUUUCAUUUCAAAGAAGGGACAAAAAGGUGUCAUGAAAAUAAGUCGGAAAAGAAAGAAACAACUAGUCAAGCUGAUGGAUGGGGAAAUUGUUAUUGAAAGGAUUUAAGCACUAUAUAAUUAAACUGCUCUGAAAAAGUUUCAUUUGAAGACAUCUACUAUUCUUGUAUUAUCCACUUUAUUUAACAUUGUGCAUAAUUAUCAAGGUUUCAUAUAGCAACCUUUAUGUCUUUCUAUUCCCUUGGGGAUUUGCCAGGCAGAAGCCAAACUUUUUACUGUAAAAUUAAUGCUGUGACUUUUUUUCUAUGAUUAUUACAUAGAAUUGCAGAAUAAAAGGCUGUGACCCAGAGCUAGCUCACUUUAUCUUCUUAAUCUGACACUAUCUAAUCACUCUGACUUGUAAAUGAUACAGAAUUUGCCGAAUAUACAGGAUUGUGACUGCAGAUCAAUCUGUUUUAUUCCCACGAGGCGAUUGAUUUGCCUGAUUCCACGCUGUAUGGAUCCUUGGACAAUAGAAUACAGGUAAUCUUCGACUUACAACCACAACUGAGCCCAAAAUUUCUGUUGCUAAGUGAGACAUUUGUUAAAUGAAUUUUGACCAAUUUUAUGACUUUUCUUGCUACAAUUGUUAAGUGAAAUCAUUGCACUUGUUAAAUUAGUAACACAGUUGUUAAGUGAAUCUGGAUUCCCCAUUGACUAUGCUUGUCAGAAGGUUGCAAAAGUUAAUCACAUGGCCCCAGGGUCAUUGCAACUGUCAUAAAUAUGAGUCAGCUGCCAAGCAUCUGAAUUUUGAUCACAUGACGAUAGGGAUACUGUAAUGAUCGUUAGUAUGAAAAACAAUCAUGUCACUUUUUUCAGUGAUGUUGUAUAACUUUGAACAGUCAAUAAAUGAACUGUUGUAAGUCGAGGACUACCUGUAUUGGACUCCUUUGGAUAUACUUUAAUCAUUGAACCUUUAUGACAAUUAAUACAGUUUAGAAAUUUCAAUCAUUAGGUACUCUAGAAUUGAGAAAUUUAGGAAAAGAAAUUUAGUUAAAUUUAGCAGAGAAAUGUUAACAUCAGCUUAUUGCAAAUGUAAUAAAUCUUGAAAAUAAGAUGGAUGGUGUUUUGUUACAAAAAUAUACAAGAAGAAAUAAAUAAGAAGUGCUUUCCAGGUCACAAAAGUCAAGACUUCAAUUUCAUUUAAAUUUCUAUUUUAAAAGCCAAAGCUUUAAAUAAACACAAGGUUUAGUACAACUGUGCAAAAAUCUGGAUUCAGUGCAAAUCCCAAAAGUGCUUUUUCAAAAGGCAACUGAACUUUCUGGUUUUCCUCUGAAGAUGUUUCACUUCUCAUCCAAGUUUUUUCAAAGAAAACCCAGGAAGUCCAGUUGCCUCUUGAAAAAGCACCUUUGGGACAACCAUGACCUGAAUGACUAAAGAAUCCCCAUAAGACAUUCAGUCCAAAUGGGUGCACAAUUAGCACCUUCAGAGGUUUUUUUAAAGCAGUCAUAUCAAGAUUGACUGCUUUGUUUUUUUUAGUGUAAAUAUUCUGUCAAAAGCAAUAUAUAAAGCCCUGAUAUUUAGGCAUUUGUGUAUUUUACUGCAGGUUUUUAAACUCAUUGCUUCUUUUUUAAAAAGAUAAAUCAGAUUAAUUCAUUUUACUUUCUGUAAAUAUGUACUACCAAAUUCUAUAUUUAGUAAAUAGUUUUGAAUUUACUUUAUCCCUUUAUCAUAUAUAAGAAUAGUCAAGAACACUGUUUUUUAAAAAAUAUAUGUUAUAUUCAUAAAUACAUAAUGUGCUGUUACAUUUCUUUUUUAUCAGGUCAAUGUCUUCAAGAUGUAUAUAAACCCUCCUUAGUCUUUCUAUCAAAUCACUGUUUUUAAUUAAACUUGGGUUGAAUUAGGAAAGGAGGGCACUAAGAAAUCUUUACACCCAGGAGGGAAUGAAAUAGAGCAUGUUAAAUGAUUGUGUAUGGAAAAGAAGAGAGUGAACCUGAAAGAAGAAUUGAGGAUUGGUAAUUGUGGGGAAUUGUGAUGAAAUGCUCAUUUGACUCAGAGACGGCACAAGAAAAGGCUGAGGAAAGAUAUUUGAGUUCUGGGGAGGUUCAAGUCAGAAACAGAAAUUCAAAAAAACUUCUUGAAUGUGUUACUUGAACUAAGGGGCCUUGGACAGGCCUUCAAGAUUCUGUUACAAUAUCCAAACCACAUUAAACUUUAUU
Molecule: messenger RNA, 3368 nt
Organism: Notechis scutatus (mainland tiger snake)
Lineage: Eukaryota; Metazoa; Chordata; Lepidosauria; Squamata; Elapidae
Source: RefSeq, a predicted model, not a curated record